ACAUGCAAAUGAAAAGUGAAUGAAACAGUGUUCAUGAAUUUGGCCAUGUGCAUUGUGCAGACCGCGUUUGAGAGUCGAAGCUUGUGUUUAGUGACGAUUAACUCUACAUCUGCGUUUUAACAACUAUUUUAUAUAAAUAAAGAACAGAAAGCUAUGGCUACUGUUGAGUCACUCGCAGAGGUAACAGAUGUGGUUCAAAUCCUACGACAAUGGGAAGAAGACCAUGUUUCACCAACUUAUGAUCCCAUACCAACACUACAACGUUUAGCUGAAAUUAUAGAAAUUGAAACAGAGAAUUACUUGAAAAUGGAUCCUGAUCCAUUUGAUGAAAGACACCCUUCUCGCACAGACCCAGAAUGUAAUUUUGGCCAUAUUUUGAAAGUGUUAUUCAAGAAAGACAAUUUCAUGACAAAGUUAAUAAAUGAUUAUCUCAGGGAUACGUACUGGACUCGGUCAGGUGUGAAUGGUCGGGAUGUAAGGAAAUUGAAUAUAGCAGCAUGUCGCUUGAUGCUCGAUAUUUUACCUGGUCUUGAAACAUCGGCAGUAUUUCAACCUGAUAUGGAAGGCCUUAUUCACAGGCUUUUUUCCUGGGCUGAAAAAAGUAUAGAACCUUUGCAAAGCUAUGCUACAGGUUUGCUAGCUGCUGCAAUGGAAGUUCAGGAUAUUGCCACCGGAUUCAGAGACCAAAACGGUAAAAUGGUACCCUUGAUGUUGCAAAGAUUGCAUAAACUACAAGAAAAAGCACUGGAAGAUCGUCAAGCGGCCGUUAAUGCCCGUCCAUUUGCUCAUUUUGGUCAAAACAGGAAUAGCUUAGGUGAUUCUGAACACAAAGGUACUCCUGGUAAGCGAAAAGUCAGAGAGCGAAAACGAGAGAAUGGAACACUAAAAAGCCCUACACACUCAAUUUUAUGCUCUGAUGAAGAAGAUGGUCCUCAUAGUCCGGAUGAGCUGCCACCCAAUAAAAAGUUGAAAUCUCAAAAUAAUUCUGACAACGCUCUUUCAACUCCUGUGAAAGCAAGUGACAGUUCUUAUCCAGAGAUUAUGUCUCCGCCAUUAUCUAUUCCCAGAACAACUAGCAACUCCAACUUGCAAGUCACCCCCUCAAAAAAUCAAAACUCUCGUAUCACACCUCCAAGACCGGUCACCACAUUGACACCUGCCAGAUCUAAUUUGUCUAGAUCGCAAACUCAAGUCACAAGUGUACCUUGCUCAUUGGUGGAAAGUAAUUCGAACUCCUCCUGGGCUGAAAUGGAGUCUUACGUUAUUGGCAAUGUUCAGAUACAUCCACCAACUUUAGCAACCCGUCAGAUGCUUAUUUUAAGGUACCUGACACCAAUGGGAGAAUAUCAAGAAAAUCUUGGGCAUGUGUUCGAACAAAAUGCUUUGGAAUUGAUAUUAAAGUACAUAAAUGUACGAGAAACUAAAGAUAGCCGUUUGGCCUUUGAAGCAUUGAAAUACUUGGCAUCUUUAUUGUGUCACAAAAAAUUUUCCAUCGAAUUUUUGAACAUGGGUGGUUUACAAAAACUUUUAGACGUACCGCGACCAAGUGUAGCGGCAACUGGUGUGUCUAUUUGCUUAUACUAUCUCGCUUAUUGCGAAGAUGCUAUGGAAAGAGUCUGCCUCUUGCCAAAACAUAUAAUAACUGAUUUAGUGAAAUAUGCGUUAUGGUUACUUGAGAGGAGUCAUGAUUCUGGGAGGUGUCAUGCAACUAUGUUCUUUGGAUUCUCUUUUCCAUUCAAAGUUAUCCUUGAAGAAUUUGAUGCACAGGAUGGACUUAGAAAACUGUACAAUGUAAUUUCUACCUUACCCAUACUAAGUAUUGACGAGGAUCCAGCCUUGAAUGAUGACGAAGAAUGCGCAUCGAGACAAAUAGUCCGACAUGUAGCAGUCGCACUUAAAAGGUACAUGGAAGUACAUUUGUAUCUAAAAGCCGAACAACUUCAACGGGCGGAAAAUGCCAGGACAGAAAGAGAUACGUGGCAGCCAUCACUACCUCCCUAUAAGGCAUGUAAAUUGAGCAGUGAAGAAGUACAAACCAAAGUAGAGGCACUACAAGAAUUAAUGUCAGUUCGGGCACUGUGGCCACCUGUUGAAGAACUUUACAGACUUGGUGGCAUCACCUUAUUGUUGCAAAUUAUUGCCUUUGCUAGGGACUGGAAUUAUAGUGGCCGUGUGAAUACAACUUCUAGCGCCGAAACCGUACGUUCGUGUUUGGACGUGAUUGCCAUAUGCUCUGUGGUGCCAAAAGUCAUGCUUUUAUUAUGUGAAAGAGUCGACAUGCCUGAUAUGUCAAUGACCAUGGCUAUAAAUCUCUUGCUUGCCGCAGCUGAAUGUGAAAUUAUUGCUGAUCCUGACGUUCAAAGAGCCGCAUUGAGGGCCGUUGUGAACUGUGUUUGUGCACCAAUCAACAGGGUUGGAGGCAAUCUUGCAAGAUUUUCAUCCACUGGCUCAGCUAAGAAAAAAACGAACAAUCACAAUAGUGAAGAGCUGAUACAAAAAGUGUGGGAGAGCGUGAGAUCUAACAAUGGAAUAAUGGUUCUUCUGCAACUCAUGAUGGUGAAAACUCCGAUAACAGAUGCAGACAGUAUCCGUGCACUCGCGUGUCGAGCAUUAGCUGGAUUGGCACGCAGUGAAAAAGUUAGGCAAAUUAUCAGUAAAUUGCCUAUGUUUACUGAUGGUCAAAUUCAGGUUUUGAUGAAAGAUCCGAUAUUACAAGAAAAGAGGCAAGAACACGUGAUGUUCCAAAAAUAUGCACUUGAGUUAAUGGAAAGAGUUUCUGGCAAGGCAAAGCCAACGGGUAGCGAAUAUGAGAUUUCUUUGGCAAGCUUACAUAGGGCUAAUGUUGUGGCACAAACAAGAAUUCAGUAUAACGAACAGCAGUUAAAUCAGCUGAUUCAUCAGCAUUUUCUCGCGAGAGGUUUGACGGAAACUGCAGCUACAUUGCAAAAAGAGGCUUCCCUAGACUCAUCAGCUGUCAUGAAACCUGCCACUUCUCAUCAAGCAUUUCAUUAUAGAAGCCCGGCUUCAACGGGAUUAAGAGCGGGGUUCUCACCAGUUGCGCCAGUCAACUUAUAUAAUACAAACAGAGGGAACCAAAGAGAUGUUGCUGUGAGAACUGGAAGUACUCCGACUUCUGGAUCAUCUCGGUUCAUAUCCCAUACUGGUUCCACUUCCAAUGCAUCUCCUCUUCCCAACAACACACCCAUUAGAAUUAAGCUAGUAGAUUCACUCGGACAAUCUCCUGUCAAUACUAGCAUGAACCAACCAAUUAAGCUACAAAUAAAUCCAAAAAAAUGUCAGCUUGACAGACAGCCCACCACCACACCAUCAACAGUUUGCCAGGCAUUAUCACAACCACCAAGCAACAGCAGAUCCUUACAAAAACAGAUAUCGAGAGAUCCAGGAGGUGGAGGGCCUGGGGUAGCUACUACCUCCAAUAUCGCUACUGUUACCCUGGACUCAAUUAUUACCGAAUAUUUAACCAACCAACAUGCACUGUGCAAAAAUCCUAUGGUAACCUGCCCACAGUUUAAUCUUUUUGAACCACACAAGUGCCCAGACCCACGUGCAAAGAACUCGUCUCCAACAAAUUUGGCUGUUAGACUUACUAGAAGAUGUUUAGGAAUGGACAGCCGUCGUCUGGACAGACGAUAUAUUUACAGCCGAUUCUGCCCUGUAAAAACUUUCCGGCCCACAGACAUUGACGGAACGUUCACUUGCUGUUCAUUUUCAUCAUGUCAACAGUACUUAAUGUUGGGUACAUACACAGGAGAAGUGAAAAUGUUUAAUGUCCAUACUGGAACAGAGGAAGCCACGUACCAAUGUCACGAGUCGUAUGUGUACCACAUGGAGUGCAGUCAGAAGGGUAAUCUCUUACUGACAUCAACCGCUUGGAGAAGACCUAUGUCCGCUCUUUGGAGUAUCGGUACAUUUUUUGAUAUGAAAUUAGCUUUAGACAAUGAAGAUUAUGCAGAAUUUGGAAAACUACAAGAAAAAAUUAUUGGUACACAAGGUGAAAACGCAACGAUUUACGAUAUAGCCACUGGUAAACUGCUAACGACUUUGACACCUUCAAUUUCAAAUCAAUACACCAAAAACCGAGCCACAUCUAGUAUGAAUGAUGAACUUGUGCUGAGUGAUGGUAUUCUGUGGGAUGUAAACUCUGGCAAAGAAAUUCAUAAGUUUGACAAACUUAAUCAAACUUUGAAUGGUGUAUUCCAUCCUAAUGGAACAGAGGUUAUUUCUAAUACUGAAGUUUGGGAUCUCAGAACAUUUCAUCUGCUUAAAACAGUGACCACUUUGGAUCAAAUGGAAGUCAUAUUCUCACCUGUCAAUAAUAUUAUCUAUGCGGUAUCCCUGGAUCAAGAAAGCGAAGAUGAAGCUAACUAUGUUACAUCAUUCAAGACCUUGGACGCCCUCGACUAUAACAGCAUUGCUACGUGUGAUGUCAAAAGAGGUAUCUUUGACUUGGCUUGCAAUAAACACGAUACUCAAAUAGCAAUAGUUGAGAACCAAGGGGAGUUUGACAGCAUUCAAGAAUCUUGUGUCCGACUUUACGAUGUUGGGAGACGAAGAGAUGAUGAAGAUGAGGCUGAGGAAGAUGAUGACGAAGAUGAGAUUGACGCUAGUGACGAUGAUGGUUCUAACUCUGCUUCAGAUGAUAACAAUGCAGAUGAUGGCGAUAACGGAGAUGCUGCCGGCGAAGACAAUGCAGAUGAGAACGAACGCAAUGAUGGAGAUGAUAAUGAUGAAGAUGGCGGAGAUGGUGAUAAUUCGGGUGACGAUAGUGCAGAUUAUGAUCCUAAUGAUGAUAUCAAUGGUUCCGAUCUUUCGGACGAUUUCUCUUUAUCUGAUAUGGAUGAUCUUGAGAUUUUAUUUUCCUGAACACCGCUGGAAAAUUUAUUUCUUCGCAAACGCGUUGGUGGAUCAUUUUGUGCCAAGAGGUAAUUUUGAAGCGAUACAGUUUCAAUGGAGUUACUUACUCCGAAAAUCCCGUUCGGUCUAACUCAAGUUUGUCAGACGUGGGUAUACAGGCUUUUAUUUUCGUACCAUGAGUACUAAACAGUCUAAGAAUUUUGUCAAGUGCCGCACUCUGUAGAAGUUUUGAGUAUCUAUCAAGAGUUGUAAUAUUUUUAUAAAAUGCAUAAUUUAAGUGGUGCAUUAGAAUUAAUAUAUUCCUCAUCAUUAAUCAUUAUUAUCAAACAUUUCAACUAUAUUUGUUAAUUCAUUACAAGCUGAUGUAAACAGCUCCGAUUAUCAUAUUCCAGCUAGAGAACAGAAAAUUUGUUGAUUUCCUUCAAUAUCUCGGAUUAUACUUGAAAACGCCUUACUCGCAUAAUCCAUGAGUUGAAGCAGUUCAUUGAUUGUCCCUUAUAAAGUCUGAAAAUAUUGAUACAUUUUUCAUUUUCAUCGUUAGAUCAGCUCAAAACUUUUCCAAAUAAUAGAAUAUUAUUUGCGUCUUCUGCAUAAUGACGGCUUGUCACAUGGGCAGAAUUGUACAGUGUUGAUAUUGAAUUCAAUUUAAAAAUGAAGUGUACAUUUUAAAUACGUGGAACGUCAUGAAGUAUACCAGAAAUCUUCACUGGACUUGAUAGGCUUCAUUCAGUGAGACGUUACCUGCUAUUUGUUUACAUGAUACAGCGUAAACAAGUAGAAUCAAUUGAUUUCCUCAUGAAAUAUGGGUUUGUGCUGAUUUUUUAUGGCCACCGAUUUAUGUAUAAUACUAUGUAAGUAUACCGUAGGUGAAACAGUUAAUAUUGUAAAUUUCAAGAGCAAAUAAAAAAAUUAAUAUUAGAAA
This is a messenger RNA of Athalia rosae (coleseed sawfly), 5797 nucleotides long. It is a transcript of the gene mahj, whose product is annotated as DDB1- and CUL4-associated factor 1. Gene Ontology annotation, biological process: protein ubiquitination. Bases 154 to 4884 code for a protein of 1576 amino acids. Gene Ontology annotation, molecular function: protein binding. Gene Ontology annotation, cellular component: Cul4-RING E3 ubiquitin ligase complex; nucleus. Lineage: Eukaryota; Metazoa; Arthropoda; Insecta; Hymenoptera; Athaliidae. The transcript has 16 exons. The record is from RefSeq and is a predicted model, not a curated record.